AAAAAUUAUUGUAGUAAACAAAUUGAAAGAAAGAAAAUCGUUGUGCUAUGAAAGAACUGACAGUAUUAACGUGUAUUUAUUCUAUUAUAUUGAAUGCGUAGUAUUUUAUGAAAAGGGAAGAUAGUAGUUAUAUACAUCAGGUAUGAGUUAUUCUCGGGAAGAAAUAGAAGAAAAGCGUUUAUUAGCUUUACAACGAAAGCAACAAACUCAAAUAAAAACUAAUUCUCCCCUUGACUUUACCAAAAGAGAAACCAAUAGGCCAUCUCCUAGUAUUCUAAGUGAUUCAAGCAAAUCAUUGAAUGCAAUUAAUCCCUUUAGAGACAAACAGAAUAAACAUUUUGUUCACAAGGAAGAUUUUAGAAAUAACUCUUUUAAAAGUAAUAGAAAAUUUAAUAAACAAAAGGAACGUUUUGAUCCUAUUGAAUCAAAAAAAUUUUUUGGGCAAAAAUCAUGUAUAAAAGGAACGUGUUACAUGAUCAAUGAGGAAAGAUUUGCCUUUGAAACUUCAUCAUAUUUACCUACUCUUAUUGAAACUUUAAAAACAAUUCCAAGCAGAUCUUAUGAUGUACAAACUAAAACUUGGAAUUUUCAUUUAAAGGAUUACGAAAAUUUAAUGAAAAAAAUUAUUCAGUUCAAGUCUGAGGUACAAGUAAUAGGGCUGCCAAAAAAUGUUAUUCAGAUUUUUAAUAAAAGUAACAGCUCAGAUAAAACAGAUGCAAAGAUUGAUUUGUCAGAUAUUGAUCCUCACUUGUUGAAUCAAUUAAUGCCCUUUCAACGUGAAGGGAUUUGCUAUGGGAUAUCUAAAGGUGGUCGUUGUAUGAUUGCUGAUGAUAUGGGUUUAGGGAAAACUAUUCAAGCAUUAGGAAUUGCACAUUAUUACAGAGAGAAUUGGCCUCUUCUUAUUGUUGUUCCAUCUUCAGUCAGAUAUCAAUGGGCAGACGCGAUAUACACAUUCUUGCCAUCUAUUCCUGCACAUUAUAUUCUUCAUUUUACAAGUUCAAAAGACUUUUGCAGUGACAGUAGAAUUGUUAUUACAUCUUAUGAUCUUCUAGUACGAGCAGUGGACACAUUUGAACAUCGUUCUUUUGGCUUUGUUAUUCUGGAUGAAUCGCACGCUUUAAAAAGCUUUAAAACUAGUAGAUACAAAGCUGCGCAACGUGUAAUUUCACAAGCGCGUCAUGUUGUUUUACUUACUGGGACACCUGCUUUAUCAAGACCCAUAGAACUGUAUACACAAAUAAAUCUCAUAAUGCCAAAAUUUAUGAAAUAUGAAGAAUACGGAAUUCGAUACUGCGCAGGAGAAAAAAGUUCGUUUGGAUGGGACUUCACGGGAUCAUCAAAUAUGCAAGAAUUACAAUUAUUAUUAAAACACACAUGUCUAAUUCGAAGACUGAAAAGUGAUGUAAUGAAUGAAUUACCAACAAAAACCAGGGAAGUUGUUAUGCUAGAUCCAGAUUUAAUAAAAGUUGGUUCAGCAGAAAUGGUAGAAAUGUCCCAAAAGAUGGAACGAAAAGUUUUAACUGGUAUAGAAAGACAUACUGCUCUUUUGCAGUACUAUAAUGAAUCUGGUAUUGCCAAGCAAAAAGCUAUAUGCGAUUAUAUUUCGAAGUUGUUAAAAGAUAAACACAAGUUUCUUGUUUUCGCCCACCAUCAAUCUGUCCUAGACGCCAUUUGUAAUCUUAUACAAUCUAUGAAUAUAAAAUAUAUCAGAAUCGAUGGAAAAACCAAUCCCGAAUGUAGGAAAUUUCAAGUUGAUAAAUUUCAAGAUUGCGACGAUUACUUGGUAGCGGUUCUCUCGAUAACAGCAGCAAAUUCAGGGAUUACACUAACAGCUGCACAACUUGUAGUUUUCGCAGAACUGUUUUGGAAUCCAGGGGUACUGUGUCAGGCAGAGGACAGAGUACACAGAAUUGGCCAAAAUGAGAAUGUUGUCAUUCGGUAUUUAGUUGCAAAACAAACGGUAGAUGAUUAUUUGUGGCCAUUGAUUCAAAAAAAGAUGAACGUAUUAAACGAAGCUGGACUCAAUCAAGAUUUUUCUUUGCACAACAUAAAUACUAUGAAACAUGCAUUAAAUACGAAACAAACGACGUUAGAUAUCUUCAAAAGCAAUGACCAAAACCAUUCCAAGACUGAUGAAGAAAUAGUACAAAGUAAUGAAAGUAAUCAAAAUGUCUUGCUAGAAAAUAAUUCUUCCAUGGCGUUAGAGGAAGUUGAUGAGUUGCUUGAAGGUGACUUUAAUUUUUGUGAUUGGGAUGAGAUGGAGUAAAGGAUUUAUUUUUGUAUGGAAUGUAAUAACGUUGUUGAUGUUAUGUGAAAUGUAUGAAUAAUUAUUUUGUAAUAUAUAAAAAAUGAAAGAAAUUUCAUAAAAAUUCAUUGUAAGCACUUUAUAAUAAAGAUCCUCAUUUUUCUAAUAAAAUAAUUGUAUUUUCGAUUCGAAUUAUCAAUAGCGCAAACUGAUAAAACUAGGUAUACCAUAGUUAUCUAAUUCUAUA
This is a messenger RNA of Hylaeus anthracinus, 2492 nucleotides long. It is a transcript of the gene Marcal1, whose product is annotated as SWI/SNF-related matrix-associated actin-dependent regulator of chromatin subfamily A-like protein 1. Gene Ontology annotation, molecular function: ATP binding; ATP-dependent chromatin remodeler activity. The record is from RefSeq and is a predicted model, not a curated record. The transcript has 12 exons. Gene Ontology annotation, biological process: replication fork processing; DNA repair. NCBI's taxonomy places the organism in Eukaryota, Metazoa, Arthropoda, Insecta, Hymenoptera, Colletidae. Gene Ontology annotation, cellular component: nuclear replication fork. Bases 143 to 2266 code for a protein of 707 amino acids.